AACCGAUCUAGCAAUUCUCGUCGUCUAAUCCUAGCUACUCAUCACUCAACACAAGACACAAUUCAUCGCCGACCCCUAGCUAGCUAGUAGCCAGUAUAAUAAUGGGUCACCACCACCACGACAAGAACAAGAACAAGGCGGAGGCGGGCGCCGGCGGCGACGACUGGCGCAAGAAGGAGAAGCACCACAAGCACAUGGAGCAGCUCGCCCAGGUCGGUGCCGUCGCAGCGGGAGCGUACGCCAUGCACGAGAAGCACAAGGCCAAGAAGGACCCCGAGCACGCCCGCUCGCACCGGAUCAAGGAGGAGAUCGCCGCCACCAUCGCCGCCGGCAGCGCGGGCUUCGCCAUCCACGAGCACCACAAGAAGAAAGAAGCCAAGAAGCACGCCCGGCACCAGCACCACCAUUAAUUAGCUGCGUAGGCGCCUAGCCUCCGCCAUACCUGCCUACUAUACGUAGCUACGACUUGCAUUUCAUUCGUUUGUGUAUAGCUUGUCCUACAUUCAUUUCUCGAUUAUUGUAUGCAUGCUCCUAGUUGUAUACCAAUUUUAUUGACUGUAUUGUGAUAUAAUACUUUGUUUUCGUAUUAA
Setaria italica (foxtail millet) is the source of this 590-nucleotide messenger RNA. RefSeq names its product abscisic stress-ripening protein 2. The transcript has a single exon. Bases 102 to 410 code for a protein of 102 amino acids. NCBI's taxonomy places the organism in Eukaryota, Viridiplantae, Streptophyta, Magnoliopsida, Poales, Poaceae. The record is from RefSeq and is a predicted model, not a curated record.